Molecule: messenger RNA, 15026 nt
Organism: Melopsittacus undulatus (budgerigar)
Lineage: Eukaryota; Metazoa; Chordata; Aves; Psittaciformes; Psittaculidae
Product: plectin
Exons: 34
Coding region: 4-13632 (4542 amino acids)
Biological process (GO): wound healing; intermediate filament cytoskeleton organization; hemidesmosome assembly
Cellular component (GO): cytoplasm; perinuclear region of cytoplasm; hemidesmosome
Molecular function (GO): structural constituent of muscle; ankyrin binding; structural constituent of cytoskeleton
Source: RefSeq, a predicted model, not a curated record
GCUAUGGGGCCGGCUAUGGGGCAGGCUAUGGGGCAGCGCUCGGGCUCCGAGGACAACCUGUAUCUGGCCGUGCUGAGAGCGUCCGAAGGCAAGAAAGACGAACGGGAUCGUGUCCAGAAGAAAACAUUCACCAAAUGGGUCAACAAACACCUCAUUAAGGCUCAGCGCCAUGUCAAUGACCUGUACGAGGACCUGCGCGAUGGACACAACCUCAUCUCCCUGCUCGAGGUGCUCUCGGGGGACAAACUGCCGCGCGAGAAGGGUCGGAUGCGUUUCCAUAAGCUCCAGAACGUGCAGAUUGCCCUGAACUACCUGAAGCACCGUCAGGUGAAGCUGGUGAACAUCCGCAACGAUGACAUUGCCGACGGGAACCCCAAACUCACACUGGGGCUCAUAUGGACCAUCAUCCUCCACUUCCAGAUCUCGGACAUCCAGGUCCUGGGUCAGUCGGAGGACAUGACCGCGAAGGAGAAGCUGUUGCUGUGGUCCCAGCACAUGGUCCAGGGGUACCCGGGGCUGCGGUGCGAGAACUUCACCGCCAGUUGGCGCGAUGGACGCCUGUUCAACGCCAUCAUCCACCGGCACAAGCCGAUGCUGAUUGACAUGAGCCGCGUCUACAACCAGAGCAACCUGGAGAACCUGGAACAGGCGUUUUCCAUUGCCGAGCGCGACCUGGGGGUGACGCGGUUGUUGGACCCCGAAGAUGUGGAUGUGCCGCAGCCGGAUGAAAAGUCCAUUAUCACGUAUGUGUCAUCUCUCUAUGAUGCGAUGCCACAAGUGCCACAAGUGCCGCAGGUGCCGGAUGGGGCCAUGGCCGAGGACCUGUCCGUCCGCUGGCAGCUGUACUAUGAGCUGGUGUCGUCUCUGCUGCUCUGGAUGCGCCACAAGAGCCUCGGGUUCGAGGAGCGGAGCCUGCCGGGAGGGUAUGAGGAGGUGGAGCUCCUCUGGCGUCAGUUCCUGCGGUUCAAGGAGUCUGAGCUCCCGGCCAAGGAGGCUGAUAAGAACAGAUCCAAAGUCAUGUUCCAGUCUAUGGAGGCCGCGGUACAUGCUGGUCAGCUGACUGUGCCCCCCGGGUACCACCCCAUGGAUGUGGAGCAGGAAUGGGCAGCUCUGAACACAGCAGUGAUGGAGAGAGAGAAGAGGCUGAGGAUGGAGUGUGAGAGGCUGGAGCGGCUCCAGAGUGUGGUCACGAAGCUGCAGAUGGAGUCAGGUCUGUGUGAGGAGCAGCUCAAUGGGGCAGAUGCUCUUCUGCAGUCGGAGCUGCGGCUGUUGGAGGGGGGUAGGGACCCCCAGAAGGUGUUGGAGGUUGAACGGGACCUGGACAAGGCUGAUGGGAUGAUCCGGACACUGUUUGGGGACGUUCAAUGUCUCAAGGACGGGAGACACCCGCAGGGGGAGCAGAUGUACCGCAGGGUGUACCGGCUCCACGAGCGGUUGGUCUCCAUCCGCACCGAGUACAACCUGCGCCUCAAGUCGGGUGUACCUGCUCCGGUUGUGACCGCGGCACCAUCGGACCCAGCGCUCCGGUACCUGCAGGAGCUGCGGGACUGGGUGAGCGACAAUCGGCGCCGGGUGACAACAGCCGGAUGGGGCAUGGACCAACCAUCAAUCGAGGCUCUGAUUGGCUCUCACCGCGGCAUCGACCGCGACAUCCGAGACUUCGGGGCCAAAGUGCAGAGAGCAAGAGGGGAUGAGGCUCAGCUGCCCCAGAGCUCCCGUGGGGCCUAUAGGGAGAUCCUGAAGCAACUGGAGCAGGAGUAUGGGGAGUUAGUGGACCUGUCCCGUGAGCGGUUGUGUCUCCUGGAGUCCCUCUGGGGGUUGGUGUCUGAGGUGUCCUCGGAGCUGCUCUGGCUGCAGAGGAGGCAGGAGGAGGAAGUGACCUUUGACUGGAGCCAGCGAGGACCUGACCUGGGGGCCAAGCAGGAGCAGUACUCGGCGCUGAUGCAGGAGCUGGAGCUCCGCGAGAAGCACAUUCAGCAGCUGCAGAACCAAGGACAGGAACUGAUGAGACAGAAACAUCCGGCUCAGGACACCAUUGAGUCCUUCCUUGCUGCUCUUCGCACCCAAUGGACUUGGCUGCUCCAGUUGUGCUGCUGUGUCGAGACCCAUCUGAGGGAGAACGGAGCCUAUCACCUGUUCUUCAAGGAGGUGAAUGAGCUUCAGCAGCAGCUUCGGGACCUGAGGGAACUUAUGGGGCAGAAGCUCAAGUGUGACCUAGAGCAAAGCCCUGAUCAUGUGGAGGACGUCCUACAGCACAGCAACGAGCUGCAGGAGCAGCUGCAGGAUGUGGGGCAGCAGAUCCAGGCUCUCUCCUCUCGCGCCAAUACCAUAGUGCAGCUGAAGCCGCGCGCAGCUGGGGACCCACAGCGAGACCCACUGCGGCUGCGGGCAGUGUGUGACUACAGGCAGCUGCAGGUCACUCUGCUCAAGCAGGACACUUGUACUCUGCUCAGCAAGUCUCAGCCCCACAAGUGGAAGGUUCUGAUCAAUGGGGCAGAGGCCGAAGUCCCCAGUGUCUGUUUCACCAUCCUGCCCCCCAACCCCGAGGCCCUGGAGGCCGUCAGGAGGUUGGCCGCAGAGCACCAGGACCUGCAGCAGCUCUGGCACCGGCAGCACCAGGAGCUCAGGAGCCUCCAGGUCUGGCACAGCCUGAACCAGAGCAUGGAGCAGAUCCUGGCCUGGAGCCCGGACACGUUCCAGCCUCACCAGUGCCACCAGCAGCUCCAGCUCUCCCAGCAUCAGCUCCAGACCUUCCUCCAGUUGAGCCUCAACAGCCAAAGCUUCAGCCCAGACCAGAGGCUCCGGAUGCGGCUCCAGUUCCAGGCCUGUGCCCAGCACCAUGAGCGCCUGCGCAGCGGGAGGGAGGCAGGCGAGCAGGAUGAGUCCCGUUGCCAGCAGCUCCUGUCCCAGCUGCAGGAGCUGAGCAGGGACCUGGACCAGUUUGAGACCAGCACCAACCAGAGCCUGAGGCUGCCAAUGGAGCAGGAGCCUGAGGCUGAGUGUGAGCAGCGCAUCUCACAGCUGCAGCAAACCCAUAAGCAGCUGGAUGGGCUCCGGCAGCGCUUGGCACUGGUGGUGGAUGAGGCUCAGCCAGUGCUGGCACUGGAGCAGUCACCAGUAUCUGCACCAGUACUGAGGAGCCAACUGGAGCUGACCCAGCAGCGCAUGGAGCAGGUCCUGAGCCUCUCCAGUAUCUACAUGGAGAAACUGAAGACCCUGCAGCUGGUGGUUCAUGGCACCCAUAGAGCCGAGCAGCUGAUCCAGGUGUAUGAGCAGCAGCUCAAGGAUGUGCAGGUGGUGCCAUCGGAGCUGCCGGCGCUGGAGGCUACACAGGCGGAACUGCAGCGCCUGCAGGCAGAGGCCGAGAGCCACCAACCCCUAUUCACCAGCCUGGAGUCCGACCUCGGCAAAGCCAAAGACGCCAGUGAGCGGAUGCUUGAGGGGCAGGCGGAGCUGGAGCGGCAGCGGCUGCGGGCGCGGCAGGUGCUGGAGCGCUGGCGCUGGCUCCUGGCACAGGCUGAGCUCCGGCACCGGGACCUGCAGCAGCUGAGCCUGCGGCUCCGGCGCUACCGCGACAGCUGCGCCCGGAUGCGGCUCUGGCUGCAGGAGGCCAGGAACAGGCAGGAGGAGAUCCAGGAGCUGCCGGUUGGGGAGGUCACUGCAGCCAGGGAGGUGCUGAGGAGGGAGAAGGAGCUGCUGGAGGAAUGCGAGCGCCACAAGGAGCAGGUUGAUGAGUGCCAGCUCCAUGCCAAGCAGUACAUUGAUGCCAUAAAGGACUAUGAGCUGCAGCUCGUGAGCUUCCAGGCGCAGGUGGAGCCUUUGGCAUCACCGGCCAAGAAAGCCAAAGUGCAGUCGGCUUCUGACAGCGUCAUCCAGGAGUACGUGGACCUGCGCACUCAGUACAGUGAACUCACCACCCUCACCAGCCAGUACAUCCGGUUCAUCACCGACAGCCUGCGGCGCAUGGAGCACGAGGAGAAAGCAGCCGAGAAGCUGAAGGAGGAGGAGAGGAAACGUUUGGCAGAGGUGGAGGCUGAGCUGGAGAGGCAGCGGCAGCUGGCAGAGGCUCACGCCAAAGCCAAGGCGCAGGCGGAGGCCGAGGCGCAGGAGCUGCAGAGCCGCAUGCGGGAGGAGGUGUCGAGGCGCGAGGCUGUGGCCGUGGACGCGGAGCAGCAGAAGCAGAACAUCCACCAGGAGCUGCUGCAGCUGCGCCAGAACUCGGACCUCCAAAUGGAGGCCAAGGAGAAGCUGAUCGAGGAGGCCGAGUCCAACCGCAGGAAGGUGGAGGAGGAGAUCCGGCUGAUCCGGCGGCAGCUGGAGGGCACCGAGCGGCAGCGCCGGGAGGCCGAGGCCGAGCUGGGGGAGCUGCGGGCGCGCGCCGAGGAGGCCGAGCGGCAGCGGAGGCAGGCGCAGGACGAGGCCGAGCGCCUGCGGAGGCAGGUGAAGGAGGAGAGGCAGCGGAAGCGCGAGGCCGAGGAGGAGCUGGCGCGGAAGGUGUGCGCCGAGCGCGAGGCCGCGCGCCAGAAGCAGGAGGCGAGGACGGCGCUGGAGGCGCUGAGGCUGCAGGCGGAGGAGGCCGAGCGGAGGCUGCGCGAGGCCGAGGCCGAGAAGGAGAGGCAGAUCCUGGUGGCGCAGGAGGCGGCUCAGCGCAGCGCCGAGGCCACCGCGGUGGAGCAGACGGCGGCGCUGGAGCUGUCGCUGCGCCGCGAACACGGAGCCGUGGAGCAGCUGCGGGAGGAGGCAGAGAGGCUGACGCGGAGGCAGCGCGAGGCCGAGGACGCGCGGGAGGAGGCGGAGAAGGAGCUGGAGCGAUGGAGGCAGAAGGCGAACGAGGCCCUGAGGCUGCGGCUGCAGGCGGAGGAGGUGGCGCAGCAGAAGGCGCUGGCGCAGGAGGAGGCCGAGAGGCAGAAGGAGGACGCGGAACGUGAGGCUCGGAAGUGCGCCAAGGCCGAGCAGGAGGCUCUGAGGCAGAAGGAGGCUGCCGAGGACGAGCUGCAGAGGCAGCGGCAGCUGGCGGAGGACACGGCCCAGCAGAAGCUGUCGGCGGAGCAGGAGCUGAUCCGGCUGAAGGCCGAUAUGGACAACGCGGAGCAGCAGAGGCUGCUGCUGGAGGAGGAGCAGACGCGGCUCAAGGAGGAGGUGAGCGAGGCCAUCGGGAAGAGGAAGGAGGUGGAGGAGGAGUUGGCCAAGAUGAGGGCGGAGAUGGAGGUGCUGCUGCAGAGUAAGGCUCGAGCCGAGGAGGAGUCGAGGUCCAGCAGCGAGAAGUCCAAGCAGAGGCUGGAGGCCGAGGCCGAGAAGCUGCGGGAGCUGGCGGAGGAGGCGGCGAGGCUGCGGGCGCUGUCCGAGGAGGCCAAGCGGCAGCGGCAGCUGGCGGAGGACGAGGCCGCGCGGCAGCGAGGCGAGGCCGAGCGCAUCCUCAAGGAGAAGCUGGCGGCCAUCAACGAGGCCUCGAGGCUGAAGGCGGAGGCGGAGAUGGCUCUGAAGGAGAAGGAGGCCGAGAACGAGCGGCUGCGGCGGCUGGCGGAGGAUGAGAUGUACCAACGGAGGCUGCUGGAGGAGGCGGCAGAGCAGCACAAACAGGACAUCGAGGAGAGGAUCGAGCAGCUCAAGCGCAGCUCCGAGAGUGAACUGGAGAGGCAGAAGGCGCUGGUGGAGGACACGCGGAGGCAGCGGCGGCAGGUGGAGGAUGAGAUCCGCGCGCUCAAGGCCGGGUUUGAACGAGCCUCCGCCGGUAAGGCCGAGCUGGAGCGGGAGCUGAGCCGCAUCCGAGGCGAGGCCGAGGAGGCUCAACGCAGCCGCGAGCAGGCGCAGAGGGAGGCCGAGCGGCAGCGGGCGCUGGCGCUGCAGGAGGAAGGCCGGAGGCGCGAGGCCGAGGACAAGCUGCAGGACAUGGUGGCCGCGGAGGAGGAGGCCGCGCGGCAGCGGCGCCUGGCGCUGGAGGAGGUGGAGAGGCUCCGAGCCGCGGUGGAGGACGCGCGGAGGCAGAAGGAGGCGGCAGAGAGGGAGGCCGAGCGGCAGCUGCGGCUGGCGCGGGAGGCGGCACAGAAGCGAGUCGAGGCUGAGGACAUGGCGCGCGAGGCCGCGGCGCAGGAGCAGGAGCGGCAGCAGGAGAGGCAGCAGGAGCAGAGCCUGGCGGAGAGGCUGCGGCUCGAGGCCGAGCGCGCGCGCCGGGCGGCAGAGGAGGCCGAGCAGGAGCGAGGCCGCGCCGAGAGGGACGCGGCUCUGUCGAGGCAGCGCGUGGAGGAGGCCGAGAGGCUGAAGCUGCGCGCCGAGGAGGAGGCCGCGGCAGCCGCCAGGGCGCAGGAGGAGGCCGAGGCUCUGCGCAAGGAGGCCGAGGUGGAGGCCGCGCGGCGCGCCAGGGCCGAGGAGGCCGCGCUGAGGCACAAGGAAGUCGCUGAUGCUGAGAUGGAGAAGCACAAGAAGUUCGCGGAGCAGACGCUGAGGCAGAAGGCUCAGGUGGAGAAGGAACUGACCUCGGUGAGGCUGAGGCUGGACGAGACCGACCGGCAGAAGGACAUCCUGGAGGAGGAGCUGCAGAGGCUGAAGGAGGAGGCCGGUGAGGCCGCGCGGCAGAAGGCGCUGGUGGAGGAGGAGCUGCUCAAGGUGCGGGUGCAGCUGGAGGAGCUGGUGAGGCUCAAGAGCCGCAUCGAGGAGGAGAACAAGGCUCUGAUCCUCAAGGACAAGGACAACACCCAGAAGCUGCUGGCGGAGGAGGCCGAGAAGAUGAGGCUGGUGGCCGAGGAGGUGGCGAGGCUGAGCGUGGAGGCUCAGGAGGCCGCGCGCAUGCGGCAGCUGGCCGAGGAUGACCUGGCGCAACAACGGGCGCUGGCCGAGAGGAUGCUGAAGGAGAAGAUGCAGGCGGUGCAGGAGGCCUCGAGGCUCAAGGCUGAGGCUGAGAUGCUGCAGAAGCAGAAGGAGCUGGCGCAGGAAAGAGCCAAGCGGCUGCAGGAGGACAAGGAGCAGAUGCAGCAGAGAUUGGCCGAGGAGACCGAAGGCUUCCAGAGGACUCUAGAGGCCGAGCGCAGGAGGCAGAUGGAGAUGGUGGCCGAGGCCGAGAGCCUCAAAGUGCACGUGGCCGAGAUGAGUCUGGCUCAAGCCAAGGCUGAGGACGAGGCCAAGAGGUUCAAGAAGCAGGUGGAGGAGAUCAGUGAGCGGCUGCACCAAACCGAGCUGGCCACGCAGGAGAAGAUGGUUCUGGUGCAGAGCCUGGAGACCCAGAGGCUCCGGAGCGACCAGGACGCCGAGAGGCUGCGUUGUGCCAUAGCCGACCUGGAGCAGGAGAAGGAGAGGCUGAAGGAGGAGGCGAAGGAGCUGCAGCGGAAGGCAGAGGAGAUGCAUGUGGCGCAACAGGCGCAGCUCCAACAGGAGACGCAGCUCCUGCAGCAUCAGUUCCUGACCGAGAAGGAUGAGUUGAUGCAGAAGGAGAAGCUGAUAGAGGAGGAGAAGCUGAAGCUGGAGAAGCUCUUCAGGGAGGAGGUGGCCAAAGCCGAGAGCCUGAAGCUGGAGCAGGAGCAGCAGCAGAAGGAGAUGGAGCAGGAGAGGCUGCACCUGAAGGCUCUGCUGGAUGAGGCCAUGAGGCAGCAGAGGGAGGCCGAGGACAACGUGAGGCACAAGCAGGAGGAGCUGCAGCAGCUGCAGAGGCAGCGGCAGCACCAGGAGAAGCUUCUGGAAGAGGAGAACCGGAGGCUGCGCGACCGCUUGGAGCAGAUGCAGGAGGAGUAUAAAGCAGCUUUGGCACAGACACGAGAGAUCAUGAUCCAGACGGAUGAUGUGCCCAUAGAGGCUGUGGUUGCUGUGGCACAACCGCACGUCCACGGUGUGCCCAACGGCAAGGACGUGGUGGAUGCCAUAGAGCACAAUGGUGAGCCCGAGUUGGCCUUCGAUGGCAUCCGGCAGAAGGUGCCUGCAGGGAAGCUGGUGGAUGCCGGAGUCCUGAGCCCGGAGAGCCUGGAGCAGCUGGUGAAGGGUCUGGUGAGUGUGGCAGAGCUGGCACAGAGGGAUGAGCUCCGGCGCUACCUGCGCGGCCACAGCAGCAUCGCCGGCUUGGUCAUCAAACCCACCAAUGAGAGGAUGAGCAUCUAUGAGGCCAUGAAGCAGAAGAUGCUGAGUCCGAGCUUGGCACUGGUGCUACUGGAGGCUCAAGCAGCCUCCGGGUUCAUCAUGGACCCGGUGAGGAACAUGAGGCUGUCGGUGAGUGAGGCCGUACGAGAGGGAAUCAUUGGCCCUGAGCUGCACCAUAAGAUGCUGGCGGCCGAGAGAGCUGUAACCGGAUACAAGGACCCCUACACCGGCGACCGCAUCUCCCUGUUCCAGGCCAUGCAGAAGGGGCUGAUUGACAAGGACCACGGCAUCCGGUUGUUGGAGGCUCAGAUCGCCACCGGCGGCAUCAUCGACCCCAUCAACAGUCACCGCAUCCCCAUUGAGGUUGCCUAUGAGCGCGGGUACCUCGAUGAGGAGAUGAACCGGAUCCUGUCCGACCCCAAUGAUGACACCAAGGGCUUCAUUGACCCCAACACACAGGAGAACCUGACCUACACCCAGCUCAUGGGUCGGUGUGUGACCGACCCCGAGACCGGCCUCUGCCUCCUGCCCCUCACUGACCAGGCAACCAAAGCCUCAGAGAUGCUCUACACCGAGCAGGAAGCCAAAGACGUGUUCAAGAAGGCCACGGUGACCCCACCGGUUGGCACCUUCCAAGGCAGGACAGUGACCAUCUGGGAGAUCAUCAACUCGGAACACUUCACCGAGGACCAGAGACGGGACCUGAUCCACCAGUACCGCACCGGGAGGAUCACGGUGGAGAAGAUCAUCAGGAUCAUCAUCACGGUUGUGGAGGAAGGCGAGAGGAAGACUCAGAUGUGCUUCGAUGGCCUCCGGGCGCCGGUACCGGCCGCGGAGCUGCUGGAGAGCAAAGUCAUCACCAAAGACAUCUACAAUGAGCUGCAGAAGGGCAAGAAGACGGUGAAGGAUGUGGUGGAGAUGGAGCCCGUGCGGCAGUACCUGAAGGGAACCGGUGUCAUUGCCGGGGUGUUGGUGGAGUCAACCGGACAGAAGUUCACCUUCUAUGAUGCCCUGAAGAGGAACCUGUUGAAGCCGGAGGUGGCCGUGGCCAUGCUGGAGGCACAGGCAGCAACCGGCUACAUCAUAGACCCGGUGAGGAACACCCUGUUCUCGGUGGAUGAGGCAGUGAAGGCUGAGGUGGUGGGACCGGAGCUGCACCAGAAGCUGUUGUCGGCAGAGAAGGCAGUCACCGGAUACAAGGACCCCUACACGGGUCAGACGGUUUCCCUGUUCCAGGCGCUGAAGAAAGGCCUCAUUCCCGGUGACACCGGCGUGCGGUUGUUGGAUGUACAGCUCUCCACCGGCGGUAUCAUCGACCCCGUCCACAGCCAUCGGCUGCCGCUCGACGUCGCCUACAAACGGGGGUACUUUGAGCCGGAGAUGAACGAGGCCAUGGCCGAGCUCCGCGAUGAGGCCAAGGGUUUCUAUUGCCCCAACACCCAGGAACACCUCAGCUACAGCCAGAUGCAGAAGAGCUGUCGCCGCGACAAGCAGACCGGGUUGUACCUGCUGCCGCUGUCUGAUGCAGCCAUUCAGGCGCAGCAGGAGGAGGUGUACUCAGACAGCCAGGCCAAGGAGUGCUUCACCAAGACAACCGUGGAGGUGCCGGUGGGCACCAUGAAGGGCCAGACCAUGACCAUAUGGGAGCUGAUCCACUCGGAGUACUUCACCGAGGAGCACAGGCGGGAGCUGCUCCGGCAGUACAAGACCGGUAAGGUGACCAUAGAGAAGAUCAUCAAGAUCAUCAUCACCAUCAUCGAGGAGGCCGAGGCCAAGAAGCAGGAGAGGCUGACGUUCAGUGGGCUCCGCGCUCCUGUUCCGGCCGGUGAGCUGGUGGAGUCCAACAUCCUCACCAAAACCCAGUACCAACAACUGAAGGAGGGCAAGAAGACGGUGAAGGACUUCUCGGACACGGAGGCAGUGAGAAGGUUCCUGCAUGGCAGCGACUGUAUUGCUGGUGUCUAUGUGGAGGCCACCAAGGAGAAGCUCAACCUCUAUGAGGCCAUGAAGAGGAACCUGCUGCAGCGCGGUACAGCCGUGGUCCUCCUGGAGGCACAGGCGGCCACCGGCUUCCUCAUCGAUGCCGUCAAGAACCGUAAGCUCUAUGUCAAUGAGGCCGUCAAGGCUGGUGUGGUGGGACCGGAGCUGCACGAGAAGCUGUUGUCAGCCGAGAAGGCUGUAACCGGAUACAAGGACCCCUAUUCAGGCAACACCAUCUCCCUGUUCCAGGCCAUGCAGAAGGGGCUCAUUGCCAAGGCUCACGGCGUCCGACUGUUGGAGGCUCAGAUCGCCACCGGCGGCAUCAUCGACCCCGUGCACAGCCACCGCCUGCCCAUUGAGGUCGCCUACAAGCGCGGGUACCUCGAUGAGGAGAUGAACCGGACCCUGUCCGACCCCAAUGAUGACACCAAAGGCUUCAUUGACCCCAAUACACAGGAGAACCUGACCUACACGCAGCUGAAGGAGAAGUGCAUCGAGGACCCUGAGACCGGCCUCUACCUCCUGCCGCUGCGGGAGGCAGAGAGGCCGGCGGUGGUGGAGGCCACUCAGGUGUACACCGAGGCCGAGACGAGGAAGGUGUUCGAGGAGACGCAGGUGGACAUCCCUGUGGGCAGCCGAGCGGGUUCAUCCAUGUCCCUAUGGGAGAUCAUGCAGUCGGACCUGCUGCCCGAGGAGCAGCGGAGGCAGCUGAUGGAGGAGUUCAGGUCCGGCCGCGUGUCCAAGGAGAGGAUGAUCAUCAUCAUCAUCGAGAUCAUCGAGAAGACUGAGAUCAUCAGGCAGCAGAACCUGACGUCCUAUGACCACAUCCGACGCCGAAUCACAGCCGAGGAGCUCUACGAGGCCAAGAUCAUCACCCAGGACAUCUACAACCUGCUCAAGGAGGGAUCCAAGAGCUUCCGCGAGCUCCUGGAGGUGGAGACCGUCUGGAAGUACCUGUAUGGGUCGGGUUGUGUGGCCGGGAUCUACCUCCCGUCCUCCAAGCAGAAGCUCAGCAUCUACCAGGCGCUGAAGAAGGGUUUGAUCAGCUCCGAGGUGGCAAGAUCCCUCCUGGAGGCUCAGGCUGCAACCGGCUUCAUGAUAGACCCCAUAAAGAACGAGAUGCUGACCGUGGAUGAGGCCGUCAGGAAAGGGGUCGUGGGGCCGGAGAUCCACGACCGGCUCCUGUCAGCCGAGAGGGCUGUAACCGGAUACAGAGACCCCUACAGCGAGCAGAAGAUCUCCAUCUUCCAGGCCAUGAAGAAGGAGCUCAUCCCCAGCGAGGAGGCUCUCAAGCUCCUGGAUGCUCAGAUCGCCACCGGUGGUGUCAUUGACCCACACUUGGGCUUCCAUAUACCCCUGGAUGUGGCAAUUCAACGCGGCCUCAUCACCAGGGACACCUAUGACAUGAUGUCCGAGCCCAGUGAGGUUCGCAGCUUCCUGGACCCCAGCACAGAGGACAGGCUGAGCUACAGGCAGCUGCUGAAGAGGUGUCACCGCGACGAGGGCACCGGAGUCCUGCUGCUGCCGCUGGGUGACGCACCGAACCUCACCUUCCGCGGCCUCCGCAAGCAGAUCACGGUGGAGGAGCUGGUGAGGUCGCAGGUGAUGGACGAGGCCACCGCGCGGCGGCUGCGCGACGGCCUCGCCUCCGUCGAGGAGGUCACCCAGCACCUGAAGAAGUUCCUGGAAGGCACCAGCUGCAUUGCCGGCGUCCUCGUGGACUCCACCAAGGAGAGGCUCUCGGUGUACCAGGCCAUGAAGAAAGGCAUCAUCCGUCCCGGCACCGCCUUCGAGCUCCUGGAGGCUCAAGCAGCCACCGGCUACGUCAUUGACCCCAUCAAGGGGCUGAAGCUGACGGUGGAGGAGGCCGUGCGCAUGGGCAUCGUGGGGCCCGAGUUCAAGGACAAGCUGCUGUCUGCCGAGAGAGCCGUCACCGGAUACCGCGACCCCUACACCGGGAAGCUCAUCUCCCUGUUCCAGGCCAUGAAGAAGGGGCUGAUCCUCAAGGACCACGGAAUCCGCCUGUUGGAGGCUCAGAUCGCCACCGGCGGCAUCAUUGACCCCGAGGAGAGUCACCGUCUGCCCGUGGAGGUGGCCUACAAGAGGGGUCUGUUUGACGAGGAGAUGAAUGAGAUCCUGUCCGACCCCAGUGAUGACACCAAAGGUUUCUUCGACCCCAACACGGAGGAGAACCUGACUUACCUACAGCUCAUGGAUCGGUGUGUGACCGACCCUGAGACCGGCCUCUGCCUCCUGCCCCUCAAGGAGAAGAAGAGGGAGAGGAAGACGUCGUCCAAGUCGUCCGUCCGCAAGCGCAGGGUGGUCAUCGUGGACCCCGAGACGGGCAAGGAGAUGUCAGUGUAUGAGGCUUACCGCAAGGGGCUCAUUGACCACCAGACCUACCUGGAGCUGUCGGAGCAGGAGUGUGAAUGGGAGGAGAUCACCACAUCCUCCUCCGAUGGUGUGGUCAAGUCCAUGAUCAUCGACCGGCGCUCGGGGCGUCAGUAUGACAUCGAUGACGCCAUCGGCAAGGGGCUGAUCGACCAGUCGGCGCUGGACCAGUACCGCGCCGGCACACUCUCCAUCACCGAGUUCGCCGAUAUGCUCUCCGGUAACAUGAGCGGCUUCCGCUCGCGGUCAUCCUCCGUGGGCUCCUCCUCCUCCUAUGGCGUCAGCCCCACACCGGUGAGGACACCGGUAACCAUGUGGACAGACCCCACCGAAGAGACGGGGCCGGUUGCCGGCAUCCUGGACACCGACACCCUGGAGAAGGUGUCCAUCACCGAAGCCAUGCGCCGCAACCUGGUGGACAACAUCACCGGGCAGCGGCUGCUGGAGGCUCAGGCCUGCACCGGCGGCAUCAUCGACCCCGUCACCGGCGACAAGUGCACCGUGGCCGACGCCGUCACCAAGGGCCUGGUGGACAAGAUCAUGGUUGACCGCAUCAACCUGGCGCAAAAGGCGUUUUACGGCUUCGAGGACCCGCGCACCAAGACCAAGAUGUCGGCGGCUCAGGCGCUCAAGAAGGGUUGGCUCUAUUAUGAGGCCGGGCAGAGGUUCCUGGAGGUUCAGUACCUGACCGGAGGCCUGAUCGAGCCGGAUGCCGCCGGGCGCGUGUCGCUGGAUGUGGCGCUGCAGAAGGGAACCAUUGACGCCCGUACGGCACAGAAGCUCCGCGACGUCAACACCUACUCCAAGUACCUCACCUGCCCCAAGACCAAGCUCAAGAUCUCCUACAAGGAUGCCAUGGACAGGAGUAUGGUGGAGGACGGCACCGGUUUGCGCCUGUUGGAGGCCUCCUCCCAGUCCAGCAAAGGGUAUUACAGCCCUUACAACGUCAGCAGCGCCGGCUCCGCGUCCGGCUCCCGCACCGGAUCCCGCACCGGAUCCCGCUCCGGCUCCCGGCGCGGCAGCUUCGACGCCACCGGAUCCGGCUUCUCCAUGACCUUCUCUUCCUCCUCAUACUCCUCCUCGAGCUUCGGGCGCAGAUACACUGUGGGUGCCACAGAGGCUGCGGUUUGGUGCUGUGGGAUGGAUGCCGGCACCGAGCACACCGCGGUGCACCGGCUGCCACCACCGCGCGUGGCCUGAGCCACCGGCCCCUGCGUGAGGAACCUGCUGCCGCUCGCUCCGCAUGUGGCAAAGCUGCUGCUGCUCCAUAGGACUGAUCUGCUGUUACUGGUUGAAUGUGGUGAUGACCUUGCCGAAGCCUUAACCAAAACUAACCCGGUGUGGUCCAGGGGGUGUGUGUGUUGAAAGGGGAAUCAGCCGGCGCAUGGCUGCAAACAGGCGACUCAACAUAGGAAAACCCAUAGGAAAACACAUAGGAAACCACCAGAAAACCACCAGGAAACUACCAGGAAACCCAUAGGAAAACACCAGAAAACCCAUAGGAAAACACCAGGAAAACACCAGGAAAACACCAGAAAACCACCAAGAAACCAGGAAAACUGUUUCUAUCUUUUGGAUCUAACCACUUAGAGACUCUUUUAUAACUAACUCGCUGCUUCAUCCUGCUCCCCAAGGAGGAGACGACCCUAUAGCCACGGCUGUGCUGGCGCAAGGAGGAGGUCACUGCCAGCACCAUGCACCUGACACCAAACAAGCACCGGAGCCAAUGCUCUGCCAUAGCCCCAGCAUGACCGCGGCACCACCGUAAGUGCCACAGCACCAGUGGUCCCAGUAUGCUCCAGUGCUUCACCCGCCAGGACCCGCCGCCUCCGCCAGCCUAUGGCCACCGCUUCGGCUCCGGCACCGCAACCGGUUCCAAUGGGAGCUGCCGCCGCCGCCGCCUGCUGCCCGUGUAUAUGGGAUGUGCUUCAUGCAAUGAUGCUAAUGCAGCUUUAAUGAGUUACCAAGGACUUAAGAAGGACUUAGCAAGGAAUUACUAACCAGGAAUGAGUUGGCAUCUGCCAGAGCCGGUGCCGGACUCGGUGAUGCCAAACUCAACCCGGCUCCAUGCGCGGUUCAUGCACCGCGUCACCCUCACCGCGGGGGUUCAUUGAGGGGUGUGGAGGCCAUAGGACCCCACAACAUGGGGGGUGGUGGUCACCACCGCGCUCCGUGUUGGGGAUGCCGCGGUCCUGUUACCCUGGUGGCGGUUACCGGUGCCGGUGCCGCGGUAACAGCCUCUCUCUCCGGCAGACGUCUGUCCCCACUGGGGUCAUUGUGGCACCGCUGGGAGAGCUCCUCACAUGGGUCUCUGGUGUCGGCAACACACGGACGGGCUCGAGGGGACGUUGGGAUGCGGUGACGGCUCCGCCGCGCUCACCGGCACAGUGUGCGGAUGUUCAUCCCAACCCCCUCACCGGAGCCCCAGAGCCGGCACCAGGCUGAGGACACCGGGAGCGGUGCUGGUGCUGCCGGGGCACCUCUGCCGGCCCCGGUGAUGCCAUUACCACUUCUCCUCCUUCCGCUGCUCCCAUUGCCACGUGUCUGUCCUUCCUCCGCAUCCCUUAUUAACAUGAUGAUGAUGAUGAUGAUGA